AUGUCCCGCAAGGAUUGCGAGCUGACUGCCCUUCAGGAACGGCUGCGCAGCCAUGCGCAGGCAUUUGACGGUUUGCUGUCUUUGAUCCCCGCCAAAUACUAUUAUGGCGAAGAAGAUACAAGUGAUCAAUGGCAACGCAAAAAGCAAACCAAAGAACAAGCCCGCGAGGCAAAGCGAGCGAAGCUGAACCCCGAAGCCGCUAAGACUGCCAAGGACGUGAUGGAUGAGAAAGCACGCAAGCGAAAGCGGGAGGACGGCACCCUUGAGUCCGACUCAUCGGACGGAGAGAUGGGCACUGAAACACCCAAAGAAGGACUCAACCGUGGAACCGCCAAUCUGAAGAAGCAGAAGCAGGCCGAGAAGACUGAGAAGGCAGACCCUGUCAAGGCUGCAGAGGCCGAGGCACGGAAAAAGCAAAAGCAAGAGAAAUUGGCUCAGAAGAAGGCCACCCAAAAGGAGAAAAAGAAGGCCAAGGAUGCUGCCCGAAAGGAGAAAACCCAGCAGGAUAAAAAGCCAUCGACUACCUCCACUGAGGCCUCGGAAAAAUCUGCACCCAAGCCUAAGGCCAGUGCAGCCAAGGAUAACGAGGCGUCCGAGGAUGAAGGAGAUGAUGACGAAGAGGAUGGCGUUGUUGAGGAAGGAUUCUCUAUUGAGUUCAAUGCUGAGCCAGAAAACCCUUCUUCUGCCUCAUCCACCCCUCACUCUCCCAGCUUCGAUGCCUCAAAUCCCAAAUCCGGCAGUUCCUCCACCUCCUCCAUCGUUCCUCCCUCCGCCUCCGCCGAAGCGAAAUCCUCAGAGCCCAAACCCCUCAAGCACACACCCGAAGAGCUGAAGCAGCGCCUACAGAAGCGUCUGGAUGAGCUCCGGGCCAAGCGUCACGCAGACGGACUCAAUGGCAAGCCUGCACGUAACCGCCAAGAGCUGAUCGAAGCCCGCCGACAGAAGGCAGAGCAAAGAAAGGCACACAAGAAGGAAUUGCGUGAAAAGGCCAAGGUUGAGGAAGAAAAGAAGAACGAUGAGGCUAUGGCCCGCCGCUUCUCCCCCGGUGGCUCCGGAUCUCUGCUAGCAUCCCCUCGCUCUCCCGCUGAGUCCGUCGGCUCCGCCAGCAACAGCUUCUCAUUCGGCCGCGUCAUGUUCACCGACGGUCAGCAGAUAGAUGCCACUGGAACCAGCGUGCGUGACAAGCCCAAGACCAAUGGUGCCCGUGACCCUGCUUCCCAGCUCAAGGCCGUCGAGGCCAAGAAGGCUCGUCUCGCAGAGAUGGACCCUGCCAAGCGUGCCGAUGUCGAAGACAAGGAUCUCUGGCUCAAUGCUAAGAAGCGUGCUCACGGCGAACGUGUUCGUGACGAUACCUCUUUGCUGAAGAAGGCACUCAAGCGCAAGGAGACUGCGAAGAGGAAGUCUGAGCGCGAGUGGAGAGACCGCAUCGACACUGUCGCCAACGCCAAGGAACAACGCCAAAACAAGCGUGAUGAAAACCUCCGCAAGCGUCGGGAUGAGAAGGGCACCAAGGGCGGCAAGAAGAAGUCCAGCAGCGGUGGCAAGAAGAAGGCUCGUCCUGGAUUUGAGGGCAGCUUCAAGGGUGGUGGCAAGAAGAAAUAA
Messenger RNA from Penicillium paradoxum, 1602 nucleotides. Its product is annotated as putative 60S ribosome biogenesis protein Rrp14. Gene Ontology annotation, cellular component: nucleolus. The record is from RefSeq and is a predicted model, not a curated record. Gene Ontology annotation, biological process: ribosomal large subunit biogenesis; ribosomal small subunit biogenesis. The coding region runs from base 1 to 1602 and encodes 533 amino acids. The transcript is spliced from 2 exons. Lineage: Eukaryota; Fungi; Ascomycota; Eurotiomycetes; Eurotiales; Aspergillaceae. Gene Ontology annotation, molecular function: RNA binding; DNA binding.